AUGGUGCGGCACUACGUAAAAAAAAGAUUGCCGGCAGCUUACACCAAGGAAACCUUGCUGGAAGCUGUGCAAGCCGUCCGGAGUAAGCGUUUCACGCUGUAUAGCGCGGCCAAAUACUACAAAAUUCCAAAGACAACAUUAUGCAACCGAGUCCACGGGAAGAGAGGAGUAAAAAGCUCGACCGGCGGAAGACCUACUGCUUUACCGCUGGAGGUGGAGGCCAGGUUGGCAACUAAUAUCAAGACCAUGGAGAAGUGGGGUUUCGGUCUUUCGAAACCGGAAAUAGUUUCAGCCAUAGAACAGCACGUUAAGAAGACUGGCUUGAAAACCCCCUUCAAAGAUUCAGUUCCUGGAGAUGACUUCUUCGUAAACUUUAAACGUCGAAACCAAUUGUCGCAGAAAAAACCUCAGGCAGUUGAGGUAGCUCGUAAACAAUGUGUGGAUCCCUUCGCAAUAGCUGAUUACUUCGAGCUGUUGAAAGAAGUUACCCAGCAUCUUCCACCGGACAGAAUCUAUAAUAUGGACGAGACCAGUUUUUGCCUGGAUCCAAGCAGGGUACUAGUCGUCGGAGAAAAAGGAAAAGCUGCACACAGGGUGACAGCUGGUCCAGGACGUGAGAACUACUCUGUGCUGAUGGGUGCCAAUGCUGCAGGAGAUAAAUUACCACCGCUUAUCAUUUUCAAAGCCAAAAACGUGUGGGAUUCUUGGCUAGCAGACAAGAAGAUAGAAUAUCCUGGGAUGUCGUACGCUGCAACGCCCAAUGGUUGGAUGGACACAGAAACCUUCACCAACUAUUUCCGAUCCACUUUCCUGAAAAGUAUCCCAAAGACAAGACCGGUCGUGUUGAUCUACGACGGACAUUCCUCGCAUACUUCUCUUGAACUUGUUGAACAAGCACUGCAAGAAAACGUCGUGAUUUUAAAGUUACCUCCUCACACCAGUCACCUUCUGCAGCCGAUGGAUUUGUCGGUCUUCAAACCGCUGAAGCAGAAAUAUGACGAUGCAAUCGUGAAAUGGCAGAGAAAAAACUAUGGCAUUAAAUUGAACAAAUCAACAUUUGCUGGCAUAAUUUCAGAUGUUUGGACCCAAUGCAACCAAGAAAUUAUAAAACACGGAUUCCGCAAAGCUGGGAUUUACCCGUUUUGCGCAGAUGUUAUUCCACAGGAUAAGUAUGAUCCGUGGGCGUUAAAGCGAUUUCAGCUUAGCCGCCUUUCUAACGCCGCGGUUCCGUCCGCUGAAGAAAGCUGGGAUUUAUUUGAAGCAGGUCCUUCAAAUCUGGAUUACCAGGCUCCAAAGGAAUCAGUCAUGAGUGACCAGAAAAAUGCACCUUUCGACGAGAAUUCAUUCGAGCUUAUCCUUCUGGAACAUGUUAAGCAAAAUCGAUCAACGCAAAAUGUUAAAAAAAGAAAAGUUUGUCCUGGGGCUGAGGUCAUCACGUCUGAAGAAGCAAUCCAGAGAAUGAGAAAUAGCGUGAAGCAGGAGAAGAUCAGACCGUUGCCAAAAGUUUUGGAUACAGGACAGCACGAUAUCGUCGAUAAUACAAAACCGACCCGGGCAAAGAAGCCUAAGAAAGCAACGCCAAAAUUAAUCAAACGGAAACUAGAUAAUCUGCCACAUCCUAGUGAUGAAGAAACGAAGCCGACUAAGCCUAAGAAGAAGAGAUUGAUUUAA
Molecule: messenger RNA, 1671 nt
Organism: Ochlerotatus camptorhynchus
Lineage: Eukaryota; Metazoa; Arthropoda; Insecta; Diptera; Culicidae
Product: jerky protein homolog-like
Exons: 1
Coding region: 1-1671 (556 amino acids)
Cellular component (GO): nucleus
Molecular function (GO): DNA binding
Source: RefSeq, a predicted model, not a curated record